Molecule: messenger RNA, 1158 nt
Organism: Paramecium tetraurelia
Lineage: Eukaryota; Ciliophora; Oligohymenophorea; Peniculida; Parameciidae
Exons: 1
Molecular function (GO): catalytic activity
Source: RefSeq, a predicted model, not a curated record
AUGCAAGAAAAAUUAUGGCAAAUGAUUGAUGAAUCAAAGACAUAUUGUUGGAUCUUGACUUAUGCAAUGGACAAGAGUUUGGCAGCCAACAUAACUCUCUAUAAAUUAAUUAACGCAUAGUAAAGAGGAGUUAAUGUAGUUUUAUUUGUGGAUGAUCUUUAAGGACAUUAUAAUAACAAAUUAACUAAAUUAUUUCAAUCUUAUGGAGGUGUAUUUUUGAAUUUGAACCCUUUGAGUGCUUUUAAGAUUUAUGGGUAAGAGUUCUUCCGAAGACAUCAUGAGAAAAUGGCAGUGGCUGACCAUAAGGCAAUAUUUGGUACUUCAAAUAUUGAAUCUCAUUAUGGCGGUGUGAAAUGGGGCAAGUAGACAUUUCACGAUAUCAACACCUAUACGGAGGGCAGACAUUUAUCGUACAAUCUUUAAAAGCACUUCAUGUAUUUGGCCAGUUUAUAUAAAAUUUAAUUGAAUCCACACAAACCUACACCUAAUGAGGAUUUACUUUAUACAUUUAAUGCAUUCCCUCCUUAUUACGAAUUCUUUAAGACUCAUCCCCCUUUUAAUAGACAAAUUCAAACUCAGAUUAUUGAAUCAAUUAAAAAUGCAAAAGACAACAUUAAAAUUGUUUAGGCCUAUUAUUACUCUGUUAGAAUCUUUGAAAAGCAUCUACGAGAAGCAAUGGACCGAGGAGUGAAGGUGGAGAUAAUAACAGCAGACAAACGAGAUUAGCCUGUGUACAGAUAUGCCUUCAAUCGAAUAUUAUUUUAAGGUGUCAUUCACAGAAAUCUCAAAGUUUAUGAAUUCCCUGAAUAGUUGUUGCAUAUGAAAGGAUAUGUUUUUGAUAACAAACAGCUAUUUUAUGGCUCGUUUAAUAAUGACAGAUGGAGUUGGAAAUUGAAUCAUGAGUUUAACAUACUUACGGAGGAUGAGAACGAAAUUAAAAUGUUUAUGGAUAUCUACAAUGAUACUAAACUCAGGACUAGGCAAAUUGAUUACAAGAAAACGGGCACUCCUUUAAGAUGGAUAAAGAUAAAAUUCUGGGAGUGGUUCAUAUAUUAGAGUGAAAUAUUCAUGAGUAAGAAUUAAGGAUAUCAUCCUCAUAAAUAUAAAUACAAUUAUUUACUAAACACAUGGGAUGAUGGAAUUGGUAAUUAUUUUUGA